Messenger RNA from Bombus impatiens (common eastern bumble bee), 1003 nucleotides. It is a transcript of the gene Clc, whose product is annotated as clathrin light chain. Lineage: Eukaryota; Metazoa; Arthropoda; Insecta; Hymenoptera; Apidae. The coding region runs from base 166 to 801 and encodes 211 amino acids. The transcript has 7 exons. The record is from RefSeq and is a predicted model, not a curated record. Gene Ontology annotation, biological process: intracellular protein transport; clathrin-dependent endocytosis; clathrin coat assembly. Gene Ontology annotation, molecular function: clathrin heavy chain binding; structural molecule activity. Gene Ontology annotation, cellular component: synaptic vesicle membrane; clathrin coat of coated pit; postsynaptic endocytic zone cytoplasmic component.
CUUGCUUAGCCAUUAUAUUUAAUUGUGCGCAUGUGUGCGUUGUGCUCUAAACUAGUAUUGACGUUGACAAUUUGCAGUUGAUAUUUAAUAGAAAUCAAACGAAAAGACAGUUGUGGGAGUUUCCCGAGAUAAAAAUUACACAUUCCAUAAUAUUAUUGAGACAAAAUGGAUAUGGCAUUUGGUGACAACUUUGUCAAUGAGCAAGAAGUAGAUCCAGUGGCAGAAUUUGUAGCAAGAGAACAGGAUCAGUUGGCAGGGCUUGAAAAUGAAAUUCCACCAGUUGCUAUGUCUGCUCCUACAAUGGCAUCUAAUAUAGAUGUUGGCCCAGGUGGUGAUGCUGAAGGUAGUUUUGAAAUAAUAGAUGCAAUUGGACAACCUUCUGAAACACAAGCACCUCCAGUAAUAGAAACUGCUCCCAAGCCUCCACCUGUAAAGGAAGAACCUGAAAAAAUACGAAAAUGGAGAGAAGAACAAAAAACUAGACUAGAAGAAAAAGAUGCAGAAGAAGAGAAGAAAAAGGAAGAAUGGAAAGAAGCUGCAAGAAAAGAAUUAGAAGAAUGGUAUAAACAUCAUGCAGAAGCUAUUAGUAAAACAAAAACUACAAACAGGGAAUCUGCCAAGAACGCAGAAAAACAAUUCGUAGCAGAAGCUGAUGAAGUGGAACCAGGAACUGAAUGGGAACGCAUUGCAAAACUUUGCGACUUUAAUCCCAAAUCUUCCCGCACUUCAAAAGAUGUUUCUCGAAUGCGUUCAAUUAUUUUGCAAUUGAAGCAAACUCCACCAGCUCCAGUCAGUCUUUGAUUAAAUUAAUAAUUUGGUAUGGAUUAUAGAUAUAUGCAUAUAUAUAUACACACAUACACUCACAUAUGUAUGUAUAAAUAUAUUAUGAAACAAAAGAAAAGUGUAUGCAAGUUAUAAUAAUAUCAUUUGAAAGAAAGAUCAUAUAUGGUCUGUUAAGAAAAAAUGUAAUAUUAUUGUGAAUAAAGAUUACUGAUAGCAAGUA